UGUGCGUGGAGUUGUAGAGGUUUACCCAUACCCCUAAGCAGAUGUAACUGUUCUAGCUUAUGCAAAUAAUAACAAUAGCAGUUUAUGUUAUCAGGAGAACAGUGGACACGUUGUGUUGCGUCGGUGUCAUCCUGUGGAUCUACUAUAGCGAAGAUAGGUAUCCGCUGACGCAAUAAAUGCUUGGUAAAUAUUAAUGAAUCUGUGGACAGUUUUUUUAUGAAACAGGUAGAUAUGCUUCAAUAUUGAAUAGCGGGAAAUGCAACAGUGCAGUCGGCGUUCACUGCCAGCCGCUCAGCUGUUAGUUGCUAUUCGCGGCCACACGACACGAUACUAACAAAUGUGUUGUCUGUAAAUGAACAGGGUAUAAGGUCAACAAGAUUUAUUUAUACCGAUGUGCAUUGCAACAGCCCGAUUAACAAUGACAAGGCACACCUCCUCAAAUGUAGGCACCGACCUGACAGAUCCGAACAGUUUCAACAACCAAGUUACUCGCUGGCGAAAAUUUAUAAAUCGAUUCUAUAAUAUAGGUGCGAUAAUAAUGGCGUGCGUGCUGAGACCUAGCGACCAUCCGCCAGCGCAUGUGGUUCCGGCAAGUUUUCACCGGAGCGACACAUUGAUUAGGUAGUCUAACGUUAUGAUGAAACAGCUCAACAAAAAUUGGGUACAGUGCCCAGAGUUCUCAUCGCGUAGUAUAUAGUGUACAACGACACUGACACGCCCGCUAACACGGACCAGAGAGACCACCAUUUUAUUUCUUAAAGAUUUGAAUUCUCCGCGGUAUCUUUUUCUACCAUUAUUACGAUCCGGUGUUCGACAUAAAUUAGUAUGGCGGUUUUUAAAAGUACUCAAUUCAAAUAUUCGAUAUAUGUCUGAAAGAUCAAGUAGGCAGUAAUAUUAAUAAUUGAUCUCAGAAAUAAUCGAUUAUAACGUACUGCAAUGCUGCUAAUGAUUUAAAGCUGGUUGCAAAAUAUGGAAAUUUUGUUCUCAAAGAGUACCUCAAAAAAUAUUCAUUCAACAUCUAAGACGUCACUUCAUACAGCUACUUAAUUUACCUUGAUCCAUCAUCAGCUAUGUUGUACAAGUAUAUAAGCAAGCAGCUUGCUAUUCUCAUGCUUAUAUCUUUUACUUAAUUUGGCAAGCAACCGUAAUCGCAUGAAAAAGACAGGGAGCAAUAAACGUUUCGGCAACGUUCUACAAAUCUCAGAACUUUUGGUGAGCUGUCGGUCUAUUUAAUGCAAAAUUUCGAAACCCAAUAGACUUUACACGUUCACAAAGUAACACAACGCUUUACAUGCACCGAUACAAGCUUUGCCUUCGACAGCAUGUUCGUGCAAACAUCUCACCUCAAGGCUCGUACGCUAUUGGCAGUUAACGAUUUUUCUAACUUCCACGGUAACAAACAUUCUGUCCUACAUUAUCGAAAUUUAAGGAGACUCAUUUGUUUUGUCGACGAAGGUCGCGUCAUACCAAACCGCCUAAUGACUAACUAUAUUUUCGGAAGUGUCUAACUUGCAGUUACUCUCCCUAGUAAUCUCCCUUUAUCGAACGACGAUAAUUUGUAAGUUUUUGUUUUGUUUUUUUUUCAUAUACUUGUGUUAAGCUGUGUACCAUCUUAGGCGAGACCAGAAGUCAAGCAAUCAACCGGUGUAUUCAAUAUCUAUUAUAAACUGGUCACAGUAAAUCAUGUAACUACAUUUUGUUGACAUGUCGGUGGCAAUAUCUUUGAAAUUAACUAAAUGUCUUUUUUGUGUUAAAAGUGUUUAAAAUAUAUUUGUAGCUCCAUUCUAACGCCCGCUAAAUUUUGUUAAGGUCCUAUCGUUUCCACAUUAUAACUUCCCUUCAUAAAGUGUAAUUAUUACGAAAAUUGUUCAAAACAAUUGCCUAUUCCGUUCUCGAGAUGCUCGACGCAUGUACGUUAUAUAUACAUAUAUAUGCAUACGGUAAAAUAGAGACGAGAUAAAAACGUUCAACUGACAAAACUCAACGAGAGACAAACUUACUAAUAAAUAGUUGUAUGCGAAAGGUUCCUUUAGUGAAUGCUUCAUUUGUUUCCACAAGGUGUGUCUUCCAUUGAGAUGUCCUGCAUCGCGCGCCAGCAGAACACUUACGAAGCAAACGUUAUCUUAUUUCCUUAUCAAAGUCGGUUUUAAAAAGACAUUUCUUCUAACGACAACGGCAUGUUACCGUAGCAAGCGGAAUAUACACAAUGAAAAUUCGGCCACGACUCCCAAACAGAGAUACUUCAUUGGCUGGACAUUUCGGAACAUGCUAUUUCCCUUAAUUUUAUGUCGUGUGUCGUUUUUAUUUUACCCGUUGGUCCGGUCCACCCUGCUGUUGGUGUUUUAUUUCUCAUAGGUAAAACAACGGGCUACUUUCUGUGGAUGCGAUUGUUAGAAAAAAAUGUUUAUGUGUCGGAAUUUGAUUUUUUUCAUUGUAUAUAUAUAUAAUAUGAAGCAUGGUCAUUUUACUGCAGCAUCCGCGUCAUUGCAGUGAUUAACUUCAAUGAUAAAUGAUUCGGCGAUGACCAGCUUUAUCGCAUGAGGCUUAGGAUCAACUCGGAGUGUGAAGGCUCAGUAGGAUGAAAAGCUUUCACGAGUCUAGCGCAUGUGCAAAACGUACCCUACGACUAACUUCUUCUGGUUAUAUUAACUUAGCUUCCGCCUUGCGUAAAGGAGCCGAACAGCCCUUAAGGGCUCUUUGCCACUUCGUACACAAGUGACAUUUUAUUAUUACUUUUAUUCAUUGUACAAAAAAAAAAUGAAGAGGUUGUCUUUUUCAUCUGUUGAAAAAUAUAGGAUAUGUUUGUCUUUCAGUUUACCCUUACCCAUUUCCUAAUACAAAAACGCGAUGAACCCUACGAUUAGCAGGAUUUUACACCCUGCACGAAUCCGGUUGAAUUCGUUAGCAGUCAAACGUCGAAUUAUCUGCUCCGAAGCAAAUCAACUAUUAUUGUUUUUUCGCAACGGCCAAAACCUUCAGCCGACAAUUCCCUUUUUCGUACCCACUGCUUCAGAAGUCGAGAGAAGGUUGAAGACAUAAUUUCAAAUUAGCCGUACACAUCUUCUCAAAAAACUCUCUGACCCGAAAACAAAAUUCGUUUCCUACAGCCUGGUCGUUUUCAUUCUCCCGCGUUCUGUUUUUUACUUUUUUAAUUUUCAUUUUGCCGUUGCCAUGCUCCUCUACCGCGCCUAAGGCGGCAAUCAGCACAACUUAGUACAAAUGGGAUUGAGUCAUUUGAUGAGCAGUGUUCUAGACGAGCCGCCUUCGCGCAAUACGGCAUCGUCAUCAUCAGGCUUGAUGAGGCCAGCAGGGCCCCAUCAGCUGGUGAGUUAGAAGAGGCCAGAAUUUUGUUGUCGAUUCGUUGUUUGCCACGGUUUAGUUGAUUGUGUUAAAGCAGAAGACGCGCAAAAAAGCCAGUAGGAACAAGCGGAAUUUUUGUAGUACGAGCUUGCUUCAAGCUAUCUUCUCUAAUAUGCCACCGGUUUAGAUGGUUAAGUGUCAGCCAAAUGGUAUCCCUUGCCUCUUCGUUUGCCACAGGCCAAUAUCCAGGGAGUGUAAAUGACCGGCGCUCGAUUCUCGAUCCGUAAGCUUUGCAAACACUUCCGUUAUCCUUUUUAAGCUUGACAGCUUAAAAAAAUCAUUUGUUUGUCUCGUUCGCCAUCUUAUUUAAUCAGAAAUUAGAAAAUGUAAUGAUAUCGGCAUACUGUGACGAGAUAUCGAUUCAAAAGUAGGUAAGUUCAGUAUAAAGCAUACAAGUAAAUCAUCAAGUCCAGGAAAACCUAUUUUCUUUAGAGAUCGUUUUCAGGUUACAUGAUCCCAUGAUUGCAGUGAUAGCUUAGUUGCCAACUAAGCUUGACAAUAUGUGAGAUGGUCUAGGAUCAAAACCGGCCAUAAAUACAUUCAGUUUAGUGCUGGGUAUUAACCGACUGACACAAUGCCAGCAAAACCCAAUUCAAAAAAAUUUGGAUUUCGUUUACGUACAAAAUAUAUGGAACCAUACAGCCGUGUACUAAUAGAUCCUAGGUCUUGUUUUGUACUAGAGGUAAGGCUGAGUAAUACCCCGCAGAAUGAUUCGUGAAGGGGUCAUUGUUGAGAUGUCAUGUUUGGCAUUGACCGCAGCUACACCGAUUCGGAUACAGCCGAUAGGAAGACAACGUUAACAAGUACAUCUGGUUUUAUUGAGCCAGAGCUGGGAAGGUAAUCAGCAGUCAGUCGACUCACUGCGUUUGUUGGAUAGCAAAAUAGGCCUAAGCAACGCGUAGUCAGAUCAUAGUCGAUACGAAUACUUGCCAGAUGACGCUCACCCUAACAGCGCAUGCGUGUUUCUUCGGGUCUUUGGGCAUGCUAUUCCUUCAGGCGGUAAUGAAUAGCAAGUGAAUGAAAGUGCACGGAUUGACAGGACAAUAACGAUCUGAAAUAAAACAGAUGCAUUGUCAUAUAUAUUCUGUAGUAACCGUACCACGCCGGCCGCCAGGUUCAUCCGAAUAGCAGUAAAUGAAUCGCCAAGCAAAACAAUAAUUGUAUAACGGAUUGUAUAUUGAUCUUUAAACCUGCCAUGUUGUGGCUCAUCGAAGUAAGAUGAUUCGACUGUUGUUGACAGCGGCGACCUAGCACAAAGCUUUUUUAGCUGACACUCAUAGAGUUUAGCCCAUAAACUUGCCUCGGGAGUAUACAGUAAACUCAUUAGUUCAAUACAGAUAUCAUCAUACGUUGAUGUUUAUUGUUCAUGCGUAGAAUUGUGGGUCCGUAGCGUUGUCCCAAGCCGGAGGCAAAAGAAAAGCUGCAAAAAAAUGAUACUAGUUAUACAUAAGAAGAACUAGAGUAGAUGAUGAGGUGACUGAUGUGGACUAGCCAUUUCAAUGAAUUAAAAAUUCUUGCUACUACAGUUUCAAUAUGUGGAAAUCUAACAUCAACUGCUUGGAGAAAACAAUACUCACUGGCGUUUGUUCAUAUCGCGUUCAUCGUAUUGAUAAAUCGUCGAACCAUCGAUGUUCCUGUUUUCGUGUAGGCGAUCGUUUCUCGGUUCGCGACAUAUCUAGGCUCAGUACCGUACUCGCAUUAAGUUGCAAUUAGUAUACUAUUUUCACGCGUCAUUUAUGGCCAUGACAUAUUCACGUUCGUUUUAUAUAAUUACUAUAUAUAUAUACAUAUAUAUAUAUAUAUGUAGACUAGCCCACGUACAGGUUCAGCCCUGUGGGGCGAUAUCUCCAGCAGUUCGCCAGUUAAGAAUAGGGGUGACAACAUUUCGUAAUUGAAUCGCCCACAUUUGACCUUAUGAACUUAUGGUGUAACAAAUAAAGCAGAUUGACUCCAGCUAAUUCAAUACAGCCUAACAAACAUUUAAGGUACCAUGCAUUACAACUCAUUUUGUUAGAUCACUGUUAAUAACACCCUAUUACGGGACAAGCCUGCCUAGAAUAAGCUAACUAAUACAAUCAUAAUACCUAGAAUAACAUAACUCUUUGAGCGCCUACCUCUGGUCGAUAGUAAUUAGUGAAUACUCCUAACUGUGUUCCUAUAACUCGUGUAUUUUUAAAAAAAAAUGAAAAACAUGCUUUUCGGUAGUAAGCAGGUGUUUACCUAUACGUAUAUGAUAUCAAUACGAAAGUGCGGCAAAAAUUUAACAAAAAACUACGGAAUCAGAGAGCUAAUCAACACCAAAUUGGAUAUGAAGGCUAUAAACAUUUGCUGGCAUAAAAGAUAAGAUCGUAUGAAGCGCAACUUUUGAGCCAAGAUGAGUGACCAUCAAAAUAUCUCUUGCGUUUUCGAACUCGUUAGGAACACCUAUGAGAAGUUGAUCUUUCACGGCAAAAAACAAAUUGUUCAAUAUGCUAAUAUGCGGUAUUAAAUGUUUCUAUUUUUGAAUGUAUCCAUCAUCUAGGCGUUGUUUAGCCCUUAACGACAUACGACAUAAUACAACUUCUAUCGCUCGAGUGUCGCGAUGGUCGGGCAUCUGUCCGUCAUUUGGCGAAUCAAAUAAACAACCUUGAGCAAAUACUAGCUCUAUUUCGAAGCUUUUUUUGUUUUACAUAUUGUUCUUUCAAAGAAAAACACGUAACUAUUUUUAUGGUCGGUCUCGUUGUAGAACGUUUUGCAGGACACAUGACAACUCGGUUAGAACUGUCUGUGAUUUUCGAUGGGCAUUACUAUCCGUAGACUUUCAGUAGAAGUUCUACGGUAGAACUAGCAUGAGGGCUGAACUUCUACGGUAGAAGUUAAGCCCUCAUGCUAGUCGGGGCUCGAAUACAGGCGCCGGCACAGUUCCUUUCAUACCGGAACCCAGCUGUCAGUGAAAUGUCUAACGACGAUACCAGACGUAAAACUUGAAACGUUUAGUGUAAUUCUCAAAAAAAAAUGCUUGCCGAAAAAAAAAGCCUUCUAUUGUCUGUCGCAAUAUUUGGUUUCAAACGAGUACACGAAGCUAUAGGAAGACGAACCUAAAGCCGACGGACGCUUGGAUUUCAAUUUUCCAAAGAUUACAGUAACAAAAACCUAGAGAAGGGUCUAACAGCGGGUGUAUUCGAAAAUGCUACAUCGAGAAACGGCGGGAACGUUUAAAAUAUUAUUUCGACAUAAACAACCAUGGCCAAGCAAGGUUCUAACCUUAUACGACGUACGGGUCGAUUCACAGAGCUGCUGACAAAAGCCGGGAGAACAACUGCGAAACACCUGACAACACUUAAAUCUUUGUUAUUUAUUUGCUCUAUAGGACUCGACUCGCGUGUUUCCAUUGACGUUCGGGAAAGGUCGAUGGCAGGUGUUCUGCCCAAUGUGAAAUUUUCAUGAUCGUUUUCUGUUUGAGCAGAAGGCUCACUGCACAACACCCUGUGGGCGGUAGCAGUAUCGAUAUUAUUCCAUUGAGAGCUUAUACACCGUACUUUUAAGAAUAAACUUCGUGACGAUAGCUGGUCGAAUCCCUGGUAUAUGCUGGUAUGUUUAGUGACGGAUGCUCUUCAUAGACUAUCAGGUCCCAAGUAUAACCAACAGACACGUUCAGUUGAAUAGUUACUAAAUCCGUUGCGAAAUCAGUCAUUGGCAAUCCAGUAGUUCUUCGGUGUUCCGCAGCUUGCUAAGAGCACAUAACAUUACGCAACUUUUUCUGACCCUUCCAUUGGCAGAAUAAUUCCAAUGAUUUAAUCUCCAGAACGCUUGUCUGCAGUCAUGCCGUUAUUUUAGGCACAAACGUGUCGAAAUGAAUCUAUCUAAAUAACAUAACAUUAGUCGUUCAAACUUAGAAAUACGUAUCAGCAUCGUCAUCGCAAGGCUAUGACCAGUCUACAUACGCAGGAGGCUAUCACCGCUAACCUAACAUAUAAAUGGUUCGAGUCUUAUGUCUGGUUCCACUGGCAUUGGGCAUUACUUUAGAUUACCGCAGAAACAUGUGUGCUCGUGCCAUGUUUUAAGCCGUCACUACAUCUGUAGCCCGCAGAUUCUCUAGGAAAGCGCCUUCCCUCCAAACCGUAACGUGAAUAGCGUUGCCUGCCAUCCUUUUUUCUCACUGAAUCUUCGUAGUAUUAACGGAUUCGACUUGCGCGUGCUUCACAGAAUACAGAAACCCAUUCGUAUAAUCGCGGUUGUCUAUUAAUAUGAUCGAUGUGCCUAAAAAUUCACCUAGGGGCUUCACUGUUAGAACAGUGAUGAAGUACUGAUAUUUCGUUCUCUCUUGUGUUAAUUUUUGUGUCUCGAUGUACUUUUAGUGUUGUUGGAGGUAGAUUAUAUGUUUGCUCAACGAACGACGUGUGGGAUUCGUUGUGGCCUCGAGUUGACAGGAUGACAGCGGAGUUUGGCAACGACGGGGUUGAGUUUGUCAAGAAUCGAAGCUGCAAAAUCAAUCAUUUAUCAGCGCUAAUAUCCAAGAGUCGUCCAACGCCCAGGGAUAGUUGCGGCUGUAGAUAUAUCAGGCGCCUUGAACGGUGUCGACUACUCCUGCAGCGCAGCCUGUCUUCGACGGCGACGGGCACCCAUAGACGACACACCAGUUCACGUAGAGCGGUUCCGUACAAUAGGGUCAGAUAGACCAGACAACACGAAAUUUUUCACAUGAAUACGCUGGCAGUGUUAGAAGCGACCUAAGGCAGUGUCAGUAAGGACGUUGUUGGUGAGUAGCAUCAGGCAAGCGACAGUAGCCCGGUCCUUGCUGGGUCAGUCAGUGCCGGCUUUACGUUUCGGGAUAUAUGGUAGAAACUGGGCAUUCCUGUCAAUGUGACAGCAUCUGCUAAGAAAUAAAGCUAUGAAUUCAGGCGACCCAAACACGUUGCGGUAGCUCCGUUCGUCGAAGAGUGAUUUAGACGAAAUUUGCUGAGUGACGAAGUGACGCUUGCACCCCAUAUUCCGUCAUUGUUAUAUUGCCGACUUCGACAAGUGAUGCAAGAAGAGGUGUGAUAAAUAUUGCGUCCUUUUAUCAUUUGCUAUGAAAGGAGUGCAUGGACUGGGUGAGCUUGUACUGCGCGACGUAUUGGCCUAUUGCCUGCCGAAUCUUUUGGAGUGUCGUUGAGGACGUCUCGCCACCAGGGAGUGUAAAUUUUCAACGAAAGCUUGGAUCUUCUGCGAGAUCCAGUUCUCAUCCGGUUCAUUCGGGAAACUCGGAAAUCUAGUUGUCGAGUUUUCGAAGUUUGAUUCUAUGAAACAGGAACUAGCUUUAUACAGUUGGCGGCGCUCAAUCCGCCCGAUUGAGCUGUCUAUUGAUCUGUUUAUCUGUCUUAGCAUAGGAGUGUGUCUUGCUUUCGCCAAGCCUAUUAUGGAUCAGCAUUACCGGAAAGUCGAAACGGACGAUUUGCCACCGUCAAUCACAGGCUAUGACGAAUUCGAGAUGAAAGCACUUGAUGGCUUCCAGGGCGUCAGCAUGGAGCUGAACUUCCUCGACGGAGAACUCAACUACGAGGUCACGCGGGAUAGUUACGCCCUCGUCGAGGAUGAUAUUAUCAAGGUGACAUCCCACGAGGUGUCAGACGAUGAAAAUGAGGACCCGAUCAUUGUUGUACCUCUUCAACGAGUAAACUCGACGAAUUUCUUCCGCUUCCAGCGGAAUCCAGCCUCAGGCGAAUACCUCGUUGGCUUCAAACCUAAUUCGUUCCUGGUGAUGAUGCAUCCGCGGCAUGGACGAGACCUUCGAGCUUUUGUCUGCUUGGGAAAAGAGUUUCUUGAUUGUGACGGAGAAACAAUUCUGCGCUAUCUACGACGAUUCGAUGGACUGGAAGGCCUCAUCAUCGAUUUUAAGAAAAAGACGGCCAAGCUUAAGUCCUAACUGGAAUGGCGUACCAUCGAGAUCCUUCAUUCUUCUGGUAGGAGCUUUCGACCGUGAGAAAGUCUAUAGAGAUCUUUUUUUUAGCGGCUUUUAAACUCUUACAAGUGGGUUUGUGUACAUAUGUUACCCCCGUUUAGCUUGUAUAUAUCAGUAGUUGCAUACAAUAAUUACUUUUCGUAUAGGGGGCUUAAUUUAAUAAAACCAAAAAAACGUUUGAGUAAUAUAUAAAGCUGU
This is a messenger RNA of Varroa destructor (honeybee mite), 9478 nucleotides long. RefSeq lists its product as uncharacterized. The record is from RefSeq and is a predicted model, not a curated record. NCBI's taxonomy places the organism in Eukaryota, Metazoa, Arthropoda, Arachnida, Mesostigmata, Varroidae.